CAUUAUUUCAUCAUUUUUGGUCUCUAUAGUUUUGAAAAUUUCAAGACUCUCACAAUCUAAUAAAUCGUGAUGUGGGUUGUCUGAAUAAAAAGAUUUUUUUUUAAAAAAUUUGGAUCUAAUUGUAAAGGGUUGAGUGAGGAAACUUUGACCCUUGAUUCUUGAUUGAAGUGGGAAUUAUUCAUUUGUAUGUGUGGUGGUUGAUGAGAGUUUGUACAGUUGAUUUGAUAAUUUGUACGAGACUAUUCAAUGGCUGUUGAGGAGUUGGUUGAGAUCAAAUUCAGGCUAGCUGAUGGCAGUGAUAUUGGACCAAAUAAGUAUGCAUCUAGCACCACAGUUGGAUCUCUCAAAGAAAAGUUAAUUGCACAGUGGCCCAAAGAUAAAGAUAGUGGUCCAAGGACAACAAAUGACGUGAAGCUUAUUAAUGCUGGAAGGAUUCUUGAAAAUAGUAGAACUCUCGGUGAAUCCAGACUUCCCGUCGCUGAAGUUCCAGGAGGUGUCAUCACUAUGCAUGUUGUUGUACGCCCCCCUAUUCAUGACAAAAACAAUGAUAAGCUGAAGGAGGAUUCCCCUACAAAAGGAGGGUGUGCAUGUACAAUCUUGUAAUUCAUCUUACCCAGUAAUGGAAUUGUUCCACUUUGGUUAUAUUUUAUGGCUCUAUAUAUUUUUCAGUAGGAGAGUCUUUUGGAUGCAUUAACAAGUAUCCUAAAAGUAAAAGUAAGUGAAAAAGAAAAAUAUAUAAAAGAUUUAGAAUGGAGGGAUACCAUGUAGUUUGUUGAUACACCUGAAGAGGGCUGAAAGGAGUUGAUGCACUACUUUUAGGAAAACCUUUGUGCAAAGAACGUAAUUGUUCGUUUUUAAAGAUAUCUUAAGCAGUGGUAGUGGUGGUGGACAGGUGGAGUACCAAAGAAGAGGGACUCGGAAAAAAAGAAAAGAAGAAACAUAAGCAAUAGAAAAUCUAUAGUUUUGUAAUUUGUUUGGUUUCAUUUAGUUUGGGAUUUUAUGGUGUUAUCAUAAAGUUCAGCAUCAGAACGGUUCACAGACCAAAUGUACUCGGAAAUCUAGCUGCACUUUGCCUUGGUGAUGCUCCAAUGCACUUGGCUUGGCAUCAAUAUAAAUUGUUUCAGUUAUCUCCUAUGUUGGAAAUGAUUUUCCUUCUCAUACUAGUAUUGUUUUACUUUU
Molecule: messenger RNA, 1179 nt
Organism: Nicotiana tabacum (common tobacco)
Lineage: Eukaryota; Viridiplantae; Streptophyta; Magnoliopsida; Solanales; Solanaceae
Product: membrane-anchored ubiquitin-fold protein 6
Molecular function (GO): protein binding
Source: RefSeq, a predicted model, not a curated record